AUGCUGCACAAACUCCCGACAGUCAUUCUUGCUUUUAAAGGUGUUACAGGAGCGACAAACAUGAACGAGCACAGUUCCCGAUCUCACGCCAUCUAUACUAUUACCUUGGAAUGCAGUGAGAACAUGGACCGGGAAAAACCUUUGUUGCGUCAGGGCAAAUUGCAUUUGGUCGAUUUGGCGGGAUCAGAACGUCAAACGAAAACUGGUGCAAGUGGGAAGCGUUUACAAGAAGCCAAUAAGAUAAAUUUGUCCCUUACUACUCUGGGUAAUGUGAUCUCCGCUCUGGUCGAUGGUAAAUCGACUCACGUGCCAUAUCGAAAUUCGAAACUCACACGAUUAUUGCAGGACUCACUUGGUGGCAAUUCGAAAACUGUGAUGAUCGCUAAUAUCGCUCCAAGUGAUUACAACUACGAAGAAUCGUUAAGCACACUUCGUUAUGCAAAUCGAGCGAAGAACAUCAAGAAUAAUGCCAAAAUCAACGAGGAUCCGAAAGAUGCUAUGCUUCGACAGUUCCAGAAGGAACUGGAGCAGUUACGCAAACAGUUGGAAGAAGAUGGAGAACCUAGCGGGACCCUGGCUAACGGUGAUGAGGAUAGUGGCGGCGAGGACAGCGACACGAAUGAUGCGACCGAGGGUGUUAACAGAGAGAAUAGAAGCAAACGUUUCAAACGUGGUCCAUACAAACUUAGCAAACAGAAAAUGACAGAGAUUCAACGAAUGAUUGAGUCCGAUCGCAAAAAGUUGGAAGAACAAAAGGAUAUGGCUUUGGAAGAACGCAACAAAAUCCAGGCACAUUUAGAAAUUAAAGAAGCUGAAUUGCGCAAAGCGAAGGAGGUUCAGAUAAAUUUGAUGAAGCGCAUGGAAGCGUUGCAAAGUCGUAUUAUUGUGGGUGGUGAAAAUCUGCUGGAGAAAGCUGAACUGCAGGAACGUCUGUUGGAACGGUCUGCGUUGGAAUUGGAGAAACAACAUAAACGGGCUGAGCAGCUGCAUCAGAAAUUGAAAGAGAAAGAAGAGGAACGAAUAAAUAUCGAAGAAAAAUACAACAGCUUGCAGGUAAAUGAGAUCGAAUGA
Molecule: messenger RNA, 1071 nt
Organism: Echinostoma caproni
Lineage: Eukaryota; Metazoa; Platyhelminthes; Trematoda; Plagiorchiida; Echinostomatidae
Source: the annotation of a GenBank genome assembly